CGAGCGACAUUGAAUUAUCACGUACUACUGUUUCUAGCUUAGUUGAUUUCUGUAGCAAUCAGCUCUUAAGUACUGCCAUUGCACAUUCAGUAGAUAUGCCACGUCGAAAUCAAAGGUCGUCAAGAAAAAGAUUUUUUGAAGAGCAUUAUUUUGAAGAUGAACAUGAAAAGACAGCAGAUGACAAUGCAAAUAUAAUAGUUAAGCAACGUGCGAACACAAAAUCAGUAAGACAAAGUUUUUUCGAAGACUUGGGCAACGGAAGCACAUCAGCGGUUUCUGAAACUUUCAAAGAACAAGAUUAUUCGAUUAAUGCCGGAACAACAGUAGAUGGUAGUGCCGUUGAAUUUGAGAGUGUUGAUGCGUUGGAACAGUUGUCAGGAAAGCGGUGUGGGAACACAAAGUCGGCCAGAAAAAUGUUUUUUCAAGACUUGGGAAACAAAUGCACAUCUCAAGAUAAUGCAAUUAAUGCUGGAUCAAUAGUGCAUAGUGCUAUCAUUCAAGAUGAACACGUAAAUGCAUCAAAACAAUUGGAUGGUGAGAUGGGCAGCUGCGACAAAAUUGUUGGAAAUGUAUUUCAGAAUUUAUCUUCAAUUGGCCAAGCAUAAUACCAAAGACAGCUUCAAGGUGUUGUUACAGAGUACAAAGACUUUGGCAACUGUUUGUUUCAAUGUGUUCAUUGCAAUGCAUAUUAUUGGCGAGAUGAGACAAACGCACGUGGAGUCUACACCGGUUGUUGUAUGGGAGGACAAGUGAAAUUGCAACCAUCCAAUCCGACUCCACCAUUCUCGAGUAUCUAUUAGAUUCAAACAAUGGUACAAAAAGUACACAUUUUCGAGAAAAUAUACGUGUAUACAACUCUAUGUUUGCUUUUACUUCAAUGGGUGCAGACAUUGAUAAAGAGAUAAACAAAGAU
This is a messenger RNA of Fragaria vesca subsp. vesca, 913 nucleotides long. RefSeq lists its product as uncharacterized. The record is from RefSeq and is a predicted model, not a curated record. The transcript is spliced from 6 exons. The coding region runs from base 96 to 605 and encodes 169 amino acids. NCBI's taxonomy places the organism in Eukaryota, Viridiplantae, Streptophyta, Magnoliopsida, Rosales, Rosaceae.